This is a messenger RNA of Mytilus trossulus (common blue mussel), 968 nucleotides long. Its product is annotated as mammalian ependymin-related protein 1-like. Gene Ontology annotation, molecular function: calcium ion binding. NCBI's taxonomy places the organism in Eukaryota, Metazoa, Mollusca, Bivalvia, Mytilida, Mytilidae. The record is from RefSeq and is a predicted model, not a curated record. The transcript is spliced from 5 exons. The coding region runs from base 147 to 725 and encodes 192 amino acids. Gene Ontology annotation, biological process: cell-matrix adhesion. Gene Ontology annotation, cellular component: lysosome; extracellular region.
ACCAAGCAAACGACUUACCCAUCAUUUUGCUCUGGAUUCCACCCAGAUAAGUAGAAAAAUCAGUCAAGUGUGCACAGAUAAGAUAGAUCUGAAAUAUAUACAUUAUUCUCAGUCCCCUUACCUGUUUUGACCCAACUAUCUCCAUCAUGAAAGUCUUCAUUGCCAUUUGUUGUUUGGUGGCUGUGUUUGGGCAGGAGCCACCGCCAUGUGAAUCACCAAAACAAUGGGAAGGCCGACGUGUAGCGUAUGACAGGUCAAAAAUGUUUGAAGAAAGAUCAAAGGUCAGCUACGAUGAAACAAACGAAAGAGUGAGGAUUGUAGAAGAAAUAGAAAUUGGUCAGGACAGAGAAUACUAUGAUGUUCUAUACCUCCAUAACAUUGGAAAAGAAUACAGAUUAAAUUUCAAAACGCGCCAAUGUAAUGUAACAGAACUGACAAGACCAUUCAGACCUUUCGGAGUACCUCCAGAGGCAGAGUUCGAAGGAUCUGCAACUCUCGGGGUUUCAGGUCUACCCGGAGAGUUUCUUACCAUAGAAAAUUUUGCAGGAGAUUUGAAGCGUGAAAGCACACGAUUCUUUGGUUUUGUUACAUCACCUGACUGUUAUCCUGUUCAAGCCAACUUCAUGAGCACCGAUACCGGUUUAGUUACCAUGUCAUUCUAUGACAUCAACGUUGGAAUCACAGAUCCAAAUGUUUUUAUUCCACCUCCAGAAUGUUUUAAAUAAAGUUUUAAAAAAUAUUUUCAAAACAUAAACAAAUAAAAAUAUGCUAAAGAACAGUAACAGUAAAAAAAACCACUAAAAAUUGCAUACCUCAUGUUUUUAAUGUAUGUCAUGAUAGUUUGCGUUACAUGUUAUAAAUAAAAGUAAAUAUAUGCCAUAUGCUUACCGUAUGUGAGCAAAUACUAUAAAUUGUAAUUAUGAACAAACAUCUAUGAUGUCAGUUUCCUAAUAAAGGUUGGCUGUGUU